Messenger RNA from Epinephelus fuscoguttatus (brown-marbled grouper), 3933 nucleotides. It is a transcript of the gene trabd, whose product is annotated as TraB domain containing. The transcript is spliced from 10 exons. Lineage: Eukaryota; Metazoa; Chordata; Actinopteri; Perciformes; Serranidae. The record is from RefSeq and is a predicted model, not a curated record. The coding region runs from base 82 to 1185 and encodes 367 amino acids.
GCCCAGCACCGUAGGUACUGCCGUACUGGCGAAGAGCACACUGACAUACGAACUGCCUUGCUCACUCUCAGUGCUUCAAACAUGGAUCAAGACAACAACUCAGAGGAUGAGUCAGUCGGCCCAUCGGAGGACCCUUCAGAAGAGGAACUGCCUUGUCUACCUCCGGGGCUCUCUGAUGGUGAAGCAAUGGAGCUGCUGUGGCAGUUGAGAUCCCAGCGCCGCCAGUCGUCCCCUGAACUCCCAGAGACAGUGACCCGUCUUACUGCUCCUGACGGCAGCCUCCUAUACCUGGUGGGCACUGCCCACUUCAGUGACAGCAGCAAAAAGGAUGUGGCCACGACGAUCCGUGCUGUGCAGCCAGACGUGGUGGUGGUGGAGCUGUGCCAGUACAGGGUGUCUAUGCUCAAGAUGGACGAGAAUACACUGCUGAGGGAAGCCAAAGACAUCAACCUGGAUAAGGUUCAGCAGGCCAUCAAACAGAAUGGGCUGAUGUCUGGCCUGAUGCAGAUUCUCCUGCUCAAAGUUUCAGCUCACAUCACAGAGCAACUGGGCAUGGCUCCUGGAGGAGAGUUUAGGGAGGCCUUCAAAGAGGCUGGACAAGUGCCGUUCUGUAAAUUUCACCUUGGGGACAGGCCCAUCCCUGUGACGUUCAAGAGGGCCAUUGCAGCUCUCAGUCUGUGGCAGAAGGCCCGUCUGGCGUGGGGUCUUUGCUUUCUGUCAGACCCAAUCAGUAAAGAGGACGUAGAGAAGUGCAAACAGAAGGACCUGCUGGAGCAGACCAUGUCAGAGAUGAUCGGCGAGUUUCCUGCUCUCCAUCAGACCAUUGUGGCUGAAAGAGACAUCUACCUCACACACACGCUCCGCCAGGCUACACGCUGUGUGGAGGCCCCCCGUAACGCCCAGAAAGUGCCUGCCGUGGUGGUUGGAGUUGUAGGAAUGGGUCACGUCCCUGGAAUAGAAAGAAACUGGGAGAAGCAGCUCAACAUAAAUGAAAUCAUGAGUGUUGCACCUCCCUCACGUUUUGGCUGGGUGUUGCGCACAGUCAUUAAGGGUGUCAUGAUGGGCAUGCUGGGAUACGCCUGCUACCGUGCUGGAGGAAGUAUAGGUAGAGUCCUGCUGUCUUUGCCUGCAGUCCAAUCUUUAAUGGAGACUCUGCGGCCACCCCCUGCUCUAAGCCAUCAGUGACACGAAUUUUGAUCUAUUGAAACAAUGCAUUUUUCACCAAUGGCCUUACAAACAGGAGCUGAGGCUGGAGGAGAGGUUUCACCAGCCCACACAAUGAACUAACAAGGACCUCAGGAGGGUUACGAGCCUCCCACCUCGUAGAGAUGUCCCUGUAGACACAGCAGGGCCGUACUGCCAAAGAAACUAUGACAGUACUCUUCAUUUUCUUUCAUAUUUUUGUGCAAAUCCUGCAUUUUGUAAGGUUUACAAAUGCCAAUAAUUUCUUUUAAAAUAGAUUUACAUUUCCCCUACCAUUCCUUGAAAUGACAAAUGGUGAAUUCACAAAGAAUGGAUCGCGGCUGCUGAUGGCACCAUGGAUUGCACACCACUUGCAACUGCUAUCUGCCUCGUCUCAAGGUCUGAUCGCAAAAGAUAUUGUGCUAAUGAUAUCACAGCAAAGACAUGCCCAUUAAGAUUUGCAGCUGAGUGCGAUUUGCUGUUUUGUAUCUGGCAAAGUAUAAAUGAGAGAAAAGGAACAUGGAUGGUGAGUAACAGGUCCUGACUGAUGAGGUUCAGAGGCAUUCCUCAGAACUUCAGUGAGUAGAUUUAAACUUGACAGAAACUGUAUUUGGGUCAUUGCUGGGCAUGACACCACUUGUAAAGGUACAUCAGUUGUCACCAACUCUCUGAAGACACUCAUAAUUUCACUGUAACUUCAAGUAGCUAUUAGCGCUGGUCUUUGUGAUUUGGUCUGUAUUUGCUAUGAGGCUCGUUUGCAAAGAAGGGGGGCCAAUUUUGCACCAAAUGUAUAUACAGUAUAUUACUUAAUUGAAAUACAUGCGAAUAGCCCAGGAGCACCGAGACGCUAUUUGCUUGGCAGUGCAGUUACAGGUGUGUUUCACAUUUUGCAGGUGCUUUAAGAAUGACAUGGUUGCUUUUUGAGUUAUUGUGAAGUUUUUUGUGAAUUCGCCCCAGAGUUUUUAUCUGAGAAGUAUAAUCAGAAUCAUCGCCGGUCACGUGCCCUGAUAUGACUGAGCCAUUUUAUGAGAGGCACACUUUUCUAACGCUGUCUCCGUAUUCCUUCCACCUUUCUGGUGCCAACCAGCAUUUUUGGUAAAUGGCCCAUUUCGAGUCCAGCACUUUAUAAGAGGGUCUUGUAUUAUACAUGCAGCCUAUUGAAGGAAGUGAAGGACAAAGUAAAAUAGCAAGUCAGUCAAAGUAUGGAGUGGUCCUCAUGGUGUGAGGUAAAUGUCAAAAAUGUCUGAAUUGGAUGGUUCACCAUUAUUUGCUUAAGUCUUGAUGAAAUGCAUAUUCUUCAAAACCUACAUAUGACAAAAUGAUUUCCCAUGUGCAUGGUCCUGCCCUCAUCAACAGACAAGUGCCUCAUAUUGCAGCAGUAAGGGCUAAUGGUGAGCUGAAAGGAAUGGCAAAUAUGUGUGUUACAUGCAUCGUACACAUACAACAACCAAAUGGUCCGUGCAAUUUUCUAAUAUUCUGUGUUUAUAUAACUAUGAAUGGCCUAUUUUAUAAAUACUGCUGCCCUAAAUAUAGACCAUCUAAUUUGUGUUGUCUUGGUCUCGGUUUAAAUCACCAUAGCCCUUUCAUUUUAUGGUCACUCGGACAUUCAGCAGAGACCUGACGCAGGACAGGCUUAAAUGUGCCUCAGGAUGAGCAAAGCAUUUAUUGUUUUGCGUAUUUGAUUGUACCUCCAAUAUGAGGCACCCUCACAUCUUGGCUUUAACUGGCUCCAUCUGUGAGUAAGGGUUCAUACUUGAGACAAAAAUAUGCAUCUUGUACAGACUGACAUCUCUAGAAACCUCCACAUGAGAACAUCUGUCAUUCAGCGCACCAGCUGUUUGUACUUUUAUGAUAUAUGCAUUAUCACUUGCCAGUCUGAUUGUAAAAAAGGGAACAGGGAUUGGUUUGUUUCCCUCAAAUUUAGGAUUGAACUUGACCGUAAUGAUUUGUUAUGGACUUGUUUUGACUACUGUGAAGGAAACUGAUGGUUUAGAUUGGUCGGAGUUGGAAGGUAAAGCCUUACACUGCUAUCACUGCUGCCUUUGACCCUCAGAUUGCCUCCUCUGCUGAGGCUUUAUAUUACCAACACUGACCUGUAUCUGUAGUACAGAGCUUCUUAUUGCACGCAUAAAGAUUGACGAGAUAAAAUCCCCUGGAGCUUUGUUACACGGGAGAUGUCCCAACAAAGUCAAGAGUAUAAACAGAGAAUUAACAUGGUUGCGAGGCCGUAAUCCAACGUUAGUUCCCAGGUAUUCCCAAUUUUAAUUUUAAAUGAUUCUAUGUACAGUAGUGGAAUUAUUCAGAUGUAUUUAUAAGAUGUGAAAGGAGUUAAUUUGCUGUCUUUAAUUUGUGAAAUGAACUAAUAUGGAACUUUAGUAAAUGAAUCAGUGCCACAAACAUAAUUAAGUCAUCCACACAUUAAACUAACUCAGAUUACCUGUCUUCCAAUUGAUGCAUCAACUAUCAUGCUUAAGUAAGAGAUGAAAAUAUUUGGAACAGAUGUAGUCAUGCCUCUCAGUCCCUCAGCAGUAUAAUACUGUAAACCUUAAACAUUAUGUGUGUGUCUCCCUCUCACGUCAUUUCCAAAGGUUUAAUCUGUAUGUUUGAGAAUUGCCAAGAGUUAAUGGUAUGAAUGCCUGUAUUUGCUGCAAGAUAUGUUUCCCCAUGCCUUUGUGUUGUAUUGUCAUUGUUAACAAACCAAACAUUAAAUCCUAACUUCUGUAAUGAGUUAUUAAAAGAUUUUAACUAAAG